CUUCUCCCAUAACUAUCUUUUUUUAACUAUUCCAUUUAUUGGCAAACAGAUAAAAAAUAAAGAGUGAAUGAAGAAAUCAAAUAAUUUUUAACAUUUCAAUUUUAGCAAUUCUGAAACAACUCUAUAUUCUUCAUUAAAAUAUUUAUUUAUUCCAAAAUAAGCAUAUGGAUUCUCUAGCUAAUAUCGUUCCUAGCAAAGAAAUGUCCAAUCAGACAUUAAAUCAUUUUCAUUCCUCUGAAUAUUACGGAAAAUGUAUUUUAGGUGGUUUACUUAGCUGUGGUUUGACACAUACGGCUAUUGUACCCUUGGAUGUCACAAAAUGUAAAAUGCAAGUGUUUCCUAAAACAUAUCCAAGUUUAAUUCUCGGAUUACGAUACGUGUAUCGUCAGCAAGGGUUUAAAGGAUUAACUCUUGGUUGGACUCCUACGUUAAUUGGUUACUCUUUACAAGGAAUGUUUAAAUUUGGCUUAUACGAAUCUUUUAAAGAUUUGUACACAUAUUCUUUAGAUGAUCAAUUAGCAACAAAGUAUAAAGAAGGAAUUUGGCUUGCAGCUUCCGCUUCAGCUGAAACUGUUGCUGAUAUUGCUCUAUGUCCUUAUGAAAUGGUUAAGGUUAAAAUGCAGACAGCCCCAAUCACUCAAGAGCUUCCGACUUUCAGAAACACUUUACAAGUUAUGAUGAGACAACCGAAGCUCUACCAAUUCCCAUUUGGCAGUUUACGGCCCCUUUGGAGUCGUCAAAUACCCUACACUAUGGCAAAAUUUUAUAGUUUUGAAAAAAUUGUCAAACUAUUUUACGAAAACUUGCUAACACAACCGAAAGAGGAAUAUGGAAAGAUGACUCAACUCAGUGUCACCUUUCUAUCCGGAUAUUUAGCUGGUGUUUUGUGUGCUUUGGUCUCCCACCCAGCAGACAGUUUGGUGUCACACAUGGGAAAACAAGAACAUCAACAAAAACACGUUAAACAAUUGAUCAAAGAAAUAGGAUAUCGUUCUCUUUUGACAAGAGGACUUGGAACUCGAGUCCUUAUGAUUGGGUCCCUUACUGGGGUCCAAUGGUGGAUUUAUGAUUCAUUCAAGACGUUCAUGGGAAUAGGAACGACUGGAGGAAAAUAAGUGUCACUUUUAAUUGUCUUCUAUACGUUUUAAAAAAAUUUAUUCUAGACAAUCAUUAAGUUUAGUUUCCUAUUGAAAGAAUACCUUCCUUCCUUAUCGGGUUAAUAGUGUUUAAAGAGCUUAUAGCACUAAUUUUUUGUGAAACUAGUCAGCUAGAAAUCCGUUUAUUUUAUUAAAAAAUCUUUAUCAAAAUGAAUAAUCACAGGAAAAGUUAAGAAUUUCUGAAUUGUUUGAACAUCCUAA
This is a messenger RNA of Hylaeus volcanicus, 1358 nucleotides long. RefSeq lists its product as uncharacterized. The record is from RefSeq and is a predicted model, not a curated record. The transcript has 4 exons. Lineage: Eukaryota; Metazoa; Arthropoda; Insecta; Hymenoptera; Colletidae. Gene Ontology annotation, molecular function: phosphate transmembrane transporter activity. Gene Ontology annotation, biological process: mitochondrial phosphate ion transmembrane transport. The coding region runs from base 165 to 1115 and encodes 316 amino acids. Gene Ontology annotation, cellular component: mitochondrial inner membrane.